AUGAUUAUUGAACUACCAGACGAUUAUGAUAUAUCUAAUGAUAAAGAUAUUGUAAAGAGCAACCAUUCACAAAAAACUGGGCCAAACUCCAAUAGCAGCUCUAUUCCAAACGUUGCCAUUAUCUCAUCCAAUCAAGUCCAACCAGAUAGCACCAUGGUAGUCGCAGCUAUAGCCGCAGAGAAUGCUGAACUAAAAAAAGAUGAAUUGCAUUCACCGCCGCUUAUUACAGAGAUUCCUAGCCAUGUAUCUAUCAAAACAGAUGUUGGUGUGCCUACUGCUGCUUCUGACCGCAAAAAGUUUAGCUUUACCUAUUUGAAGGAUGCCAAGUUCCCUGGGUUUGAUGACAAGGAAACUCAAGCUUGUCUUUUCAAAUGGGGCAUGCAGGACCAUUGCUACAUCAAACGCUUUACAUACGACCAGUAUCUCAAACCAUACGACAUUGAUAUGUUUCUUCUCGAUUUCUUCAAUGCUAAUCCACAAAUCAAGGUUCAAGGAACAAUGGACCGUUGGGGAACGCUUGGAAAUGUAACCAACGUGUCCAAGGAGGAAACAAACCAUACCAUCACAUCUCUUGAUUUCUUUGAUCGUCUUCUGACCAAUGGAAUUGUCAGAUCGAAUGGACAAAUUACAAAGUGUAUGGAUGAAUACCACGACUCGUUUUUGGUUGCCGAUAAUCUCCGUAAAUGUCUGUUGAUGCCCGAGUUUGACCUAUAUGACCUGUUUUCGCCUGAUGACAGGCGCGAGUUUAUUUUCCAUGUAUUUCAAGCAAUGUGUCUUGGUGGUCGCCUGUGUCAGUACGAAAAUGAUCUUGAGCCAUAUUUGCAAGUUACAAAAAAACUUUACAAGGAUCUAAUCACGGUGGUCAAGGAUCCAUUGACAAACAAACUUAAAGUUGCUUCGUUUAUUUACAAAAUCACUCAGGUCAAAUCCUCAGUAUCUCAGCUGUUUCCUCUGGAGCAUCCUCAAAACUUUUGCUAUGUCAGUAUUGAUCCUAUGCGUCGCCAUAUCAAUUUGCUUUACCAUGCCUCUGCUGUUUACUAUUAGCGCUAAACAAGGAUACCAAAAUACAUAAUAAACCGUCAGUCUCAUGAAAUGGUUGGCGUUGAUUUGUUGCACAGCAUUGCGUCCACUCGACCACUUACAGCUAGCGACAAAUGAUAUGAAAAUGGAUAUGCAAAAUAAAUAUAAAACUGUCAGUAU
Molecule: messenger RNA, 1200 nt
Organism: Batrachochytrium dendrobatidis JAM81
Lineage: Eukaryota; Fungi; Chytridiomycota; Chytridiomycetes; Rhizophydiales
Exons: 4
Coding region: 1-1044 (347 amino acids)
Source: RefSeq, a predicted model, not a curated record